Messenger RNA from Paramecium tetraurelia, 351 nucleotides. RefSeq lists its product as uncharacterized. The transcript has a single exon. The record is from RefSeq and is a predicted model, not a curated record. Lineage: Eukaryota; Ciliophora; Oligohymenophorea; Peniculida; Parameciidae.
AUGAAUUUUUUUGAAGCCGAAGAGGAGCAAAAUCAUAAUGAUUCUCAAUAAUAUAUCAAUCAAUGCAAUUUUAAUCAAUAGGAAUACGAGGUUGAAUAUCAACCAUGCAGUAUAUCCAAAACCUAAAAGAAUUCAACACGAUCUCUUACCAAAGAGAUGGCAUCUCUCAACCUAAAGUCUGUAAGCUCAAAAAGAAUAUCAAAAAUCAAAGUUCUCCUAAAAUGUAAUAAAAUAUACACUCAUCCUCUAGAUUAAAAGUUAAUGCUUCGGGCUAUCCGAAGAGAAGCCCAAUAUAACCCCAUGACGUCAGACGAAGUAUAGGUUGGCUAUCUAAGUUACACACAGGAUUGA